Messenger RNA from Hirundo rustica (Barn swallow), 6489 nucleotides. It is a transcript of the gene SLC45A1, whose product is annotated as solute carrier family 45 member 1. The transcript has 17 exons. Lineage: Eukaryota; Metazoa; Chordata; Aves; Passeriformes; Hirundinidae. The record is from RefSeq and is a predicted model, not a curated record. Gene Ontology annotation, cellular component: membrane. The coding region runs from base 1571 to 3847 and encodes 758 amino acids. Gene Ontology annotation, molecular function: sucrose:proton symporter activity. Gene Ontology annotation, biological process: transmembrane transport.
GGCCAAGCACUGGAACAAGCUCCCUAGGGAGAUGCUCCUGGCCUAGGCCUGCCAGCAUUCAAGAAGUGUUUGGAGGACACUUCUCUUGGCUCUAUGGUUUAACUUUUAGGUUGCCCUAUGUGGAGUCAGGAGUUGGUUUUGAUGACCCUCAUGAGUCUCUUCCAACUCAGGAUAUUCUCUGAUUUCAUGACAUAGAUUAUUCAGCUGUAACCUGUGGGAGAACAGGCGGAGAUGGUGCUGGGGGCACUCUUGCCCCUGCUUUGUUGCAGCUGUGUUAAUUACCCAAGAGUGGGAACAGCCUUGCCCUCACAGCUGUGGGGGAUAGAAGAGUGAGUAGGCAGGAGUCAGUUGGAGUCUGUUGGCUGUGCUGUGAAGAGGAAGGGACAGGAGGUUGUCCAAGGGACAGACAGGGUGAGGUGGCCGUGUGAGGGACAGGAAACAGCAAGCUGAAACUGCAGCAGAAAGAGUCAGAGCUGUGUGGGAUGGUUCAUAGGACUGCAACAUGGCAAAGGGCAUUUACAAGCCAAGACAACUGGGAGAUUUGCUGGUGCCUUAGGAAGCUACUGACACCCUUCCCUGUAAGGCAAGGAGAAAGGCAUACAUGUAAAGCAGCAGCUGGAGAAGCAAAAGGCAAAAUCUUUUUAGGAAGCUAGAAAAUGACAAAAAACUUAAUACUGAAAGACUUAGUGGAAAAUAAUAGUGAGGUCCUGCCCAUAAAGGAGCAGCAGUGCAAAGAUCCUGAGCUGAUUUUUAUGAAAGCUGAAACAACAUCAGGAUGCCUGAAUAUUUAAGGAUAAUUAAAUGGAAGUCCCCAAAGCUGCUGUUGAAGAAGAGAAAUAGAUUCACGCUCACACAAGUUGUUGAUAGCUUUGUGAGGUUCUGCUCCUCAAUGUCUGCAUGCCUCUGACCCCAGAACCUGCACAGAUCCAUGAAUCUUCAUCGUGCAGCAAGUGGAGUAGUGGAUAUUGUGGAUGAGACCUGGGUGCAGACACAGCAUCCUGUUGUGGCCACAGCCAUGUGGAUCAGCACUGAGAAGUGGCAAGGCUGGUUGGAGACCCCGAAGCUUCAUAUUUGGGGAGGCAAAAGGAAAAGCUGAGCACAGACAGGUCACCACGUGUAUUUUUGAGCCGUGCAUAGGGGUUCUUUCCUUAUAUCACUAAAACGUUGCCACUUAUGACUUGGAAUGCAAUCACUUUGCAAUAUACAGUGAAGAGCAGGAAGAUAAAGAGGAUGUGAUAUGAAAUGAAACUAAGAUGAAGAUAAGGAGAUAACACCCUCUGUGCAAAUGACAAGGUAUCUCCUCAUUUUUAACAAAUUCUCAUUGUGAGGAAAUCACUUUGUCCUGGAUAAAGGUACUAGGCAAACAGAUCUCUUGGCAUCUAUCUGAUGUGCUAUUUUGGAAACGGUUUGGCUGUUUUACCCACCACACUCUGCACGCUUUGGCUACGGGAGUGAUUCUGAUAAGAUCCAAGGAGCCUAUUCAGCACUUGGGUACCAUUAAGCACUGAAAGAGGAGAAGCAGUUCUGAAGGUGGCUUGUGGGCUCUUUGUUUUCUAGACCCCUACCCGUGAUGAUUCCACCAUCUGCACCAAGCCCCGUCAGCGAUGCUGCGCUCUUGUCAGGUGUGGCUUCCCAGGAAGUCUGGAGGUCCCCAGUUCCAGGCUACUCUGGACUGCCCACACGGCACAUAAGUCACCGGGCCAACAACUUCAAGAGACACCCGAAAAGGAGAAAACACAUCCGGCCUUCGCCGCCGCCGCCGCCAAACACUCCGUGUCCUCUUGAUCGGGUUGACUUUGGGGAUCUCCAGCCUCAGAGGUCUUUCUUGGAACUCCUUUUCAACGGGUGCAUUCUCUUUGGGCUUGAAUUCAGCUAUGCCAUGGAAACAGCCUAUGUUACCCCUGUGCUGCUCCAGAUGGGGCUUCCAGACCAACUGUAUGGGAUGGUGUGGUUCAUCAGCCCUAUAUUAGGGUUUUUGCUACAGCCUUUGCUGGGAGCCUGGAGUGACAGAUGCACUUCAAGAUUUGGGAGGAGAAGACCUUUCAUUCUGGUUUUAGCAGUAGGAGCAUUGCUUGGGCUCUCACUUAUGCUGAAUGGCAAAGAUAUAGGGAGUGCCUUGUCUGACACUGAGAAUAACCACAAAUGGGGGAUCAUCCUUACGGUCUGUGGUGUCGUCCUCAUGGACUUCAGUGCAGAUUCAGCAGACAAUCCCAGUCAUGCCUACAUGAUGGAUGUGUGCAGCCCAGUGGACCAAGACAGGGGCCUCAACAUCCAUGCUUUGUUAGCAGGUCUUGGAGGUGGCUUUGGUUAUGUUGUUGGAGGAAUACACUGGGAUAAAACCAGUUUUGGAAAAGCUGUAGGAGGGCAACUUCGUGUCAUCUAUGUCUUCACCUCAGUGGUACUGACUAUUGCUACUGUGCUGACUCUAGUUAGCAUUCCAGAGAGACCCUUAAAGUCCUCUAACAGGAAGAAAAAGGUGAUGAAAAGUCCAAGUCUUCCUCUCCCUCCUUCUCCACCUUUCUUCUUUGAGGACAGUGUAAAUGAAAACUCUGCUUCUCAUAACUCAGCUCACUUACAUGCAAGUUUUACGAGUCCUGUUUCCCCCAUGAGCCCACUCACGCCAAAAUACGGGAGUUUUAUCAGCAGAGACAAUUCUUUGACGGGAAUUAAUGAGUUUGCAUCAUCCUUUGGGACUUCAAAUAUUGACAGUGUGCUUAUAGACUGUUUUACAGGCGGGCAUAGUAAUUACGUGACACUUCCAGCUAGUUUGUCCAGGCAGCCUGUCAGUGUCAGCUUUCCUCGGGUGCCUGAUGGCUUUUACCAUGGAGCAAAUGGAAUUCUGGAGCAAGGGGAGAGCAGCUUAACAUCAGGGCCUGAUAGUGAUGUGCUGAGAGUGGGCUCACUGGAUGCAAUAAAGCCACGGUCAUCGGGGAUCUUGAAAAGACCUCAGACCUUGGCCAUUCCAGAUGCUGUAACAGGACACUGCCCAGAGAAUAACAGAAGAAGAAAUGUAACCUUCAGCCAACAGGUUGCUAAUAUCCUGCUGAAUGGUGUGAAGUACGAGAGCGAGCUGAACGAAUCGGGAGAGACCUCGGAGCAGCCCCUGUCCGUGAAGCUGCUUUGCUCCACCAUCUGCCACAUGCCCAAGGCUCUCCGUAACCUCUGCAUCAACCACUUCCUAGGGUGGCUUUCAUUUGAGGGGAUGUUACUCUUCUAUACGGACUUCAUGGGAGAAGUAGUGUUCCAAGGGAACCCAAAAGCACCUCACAACUCAGAUGAGUAUCAGAAGUACAACACUGGGGUCACCAUGGGCUGCUGGGGAAUGUGCAUCUAUGCAUUCAGUGCUGCUUUCUAUUCAGCCGUGCUGGAGAAGCUGGAGGAGCGGUUUAGCACACGGACACUGUACUUCGUGGCAUAUUUGGCCUUUGGGCUGGGCACGGGCCUGGCCACGCUCUCCAGGAACGUCUACGUGCUGCUGUCCCUGUGCGCUACCUACGGCAUUCUGUUCGCCACGCUCUGCACGCUGCCCUACUCCCUGCUCUGCGACUACUACCAGAGCCGAGAGUUCGUAGGCUCGCAGGCGGAGGGCACUCGGCGUGGGAUGGGCGUUGACAUCUCCUUGCUGAGCUGCCAGUACUUCUUGGCGCAGAUCCUCGUGGCCCUGGCCAUGGGGCCGCUGACGGCGGCCGUGGGCAGCGCCAGCGGCGCCAUGUACUUCUCCAGCCUGGUGUCCUUCCUGGGCUGCCUCUUCUCCUCCCUCUGCGUCACCUACGAGCUGCUGCCCGCCGAGGAGCUGCCACCCGCCGAGGAGCAGCGCCCGCUCCUGCCCCGUGCGCGGAACGAAUAAAUGGGAGAAGCUGCCACAGCCUCUGCUGCCUCAUUUCCUCACCCUUGGCCUCCCUAUCGCGACAGGACGGGCUGUGCGCCCCUGGGACGGCAGCACCGGGCUUGGCAAGCGGAAAGGUCGGUGUGUGCUGGCUUUGCUGAGCUUUCCUCUGCCCGUGGGAAGGCGAGGGGUGAGUCAGCGGCGCCUGGCACUGCUUGUCCUUCCCCCGAGGUGGCAGAGGCCUGUCUGUGCCCCUGGGGCCACAGCAGCGGGAAGUGUUCGUUCCCUCCAGCUGCCUCGUGGUGCUGUCAUCCCGGGGCAUGACUGGCAUUGCCCGGCAUGAGGAAGGAGACCUGAAAGUCUGGUGCCUGGGCAGGACAGCCUGCUUCUCUGGAGUGGCAGCGAGCUGCUGGGCUGCACGCACUGCUGCAGAGACUGCCACCGUGGGAAUGGUGACGUGCCAGUUUUGGGGCAGAAGGUGCCAUCUCCUGGCCAGGCAGAGCUGCCUCGGUCGCCAAGGGCGGUGGUGAUUCCUGUGAGGCCUUUGGGAGCUGCAGGUCCAACCUACGGCCUCUGCCUGUGGAAGGCCUGGCUCUGGAGGGUGCUUUUCAAAACUUUGGGGAGGCUGAGAGCAGCUGGUCUUGCUUGGGUGGUGUGAGUCCUCUGUCAAGUGCCAUGAGGUUCUGGGUGCACAGAACUCCCACCAGCAGAACUGCUACCAGACACCCCUGUGGGCUGAAGGCGCUGGGGCCUGGCUCCCACCCCCCACUCUGGAGCUCCUGGCUGUGGUCCUUGGUGAUGUUUGCCAACAUGUUCAUAUUUCCUUCCUCUUUAGAGUUUAAUUAAGACUACAGGGGUUUGUGAUGACUUAGCAGGAGGAUUUGUCCAUAAUCCAACUUGGCAGUUGUCCAUAACCCAGUUUUGGGGAGAAAGGUCUUUUCCCAUCAACCUCCCUUGGGCAGAAGAUUCCUCUCAAGAACUUACAAGAAAAAUCAUAGAUAUGGAAGCCUGCAUCACAUCAUUCUUGUUUAUACAGUUUUACCUUGGGGCAUUCUGAACUCUGGGGAUCAGUGACUAAGUGCUUGUCAAUUAGAGCUGCAUCUUCCACAUCUCAGUGAAACCAGUAAAAGGGCUUCAGGUUUCAUUAUCUGAGAGAUUUCUUAAUUAUUCUGAUUUUAGAAGGUGGUGUGUGAGAAUUUUUACAAGUUCUGGUUAAGGCCGGGGGCUAAUUUUAAAUCACGAAUAAAACUAUUUCUAAAGCCCCUGUAAGUCUGCCUCUGUAUUUGGGUAGGCAGCCAAGUUUUACCAAGGCUGGUGGGCAUUCUGGUGUUCACAUGUGCUGUGCAUGGCAUCCCUGUAGAGAUUAUAUUUGGUCCCUAGAUCCAGAAGAGUGGUAUUCUCUGGAGACCACUCCUUUUAAAUGGGUUGUACCUCACUGUUCACCUAAGUUUAUUCUGAUCUAUGAUGCCAAGGUGAAAUAAUGUGUGUAAUCUUUAGUUGUUGUGGCUUACUGUAAUCCAGUGCUGAAAGCAUAAUACAUGACUUGUAAGAACCCCUCAUUUUAGUCUUCUGCUCCCAAUUAUUAUAUUUUAGAAGCAAGUUUCAUAUUACUCGGUAUUGAUUUAAACAGAGGAAUACUGCUAAAAUUAUGAAGUCAAGCUCUCAGAGAUAAAGGACUGUCAGCUGUCAAACUGAUGAGUGCAUUGAUCUUUCAUUUCUUUGUUUGGGCUUACAUGGUGUCAUACCUGCAGGAAUAUCUGUGCCAUUUCCUUGAUUAUGGGACAGCUGUCUCCAAGAAUGUUCAGGACAAAGCUGGGACAAAAUACGAGAAACUACAUUUGGCACUUCUAAUUUCUGACAAUCAAAAGACUUGACUUUGGAGAAUUAUUCUUUUCUUGUUAGUCUGCUUUGUAAUCUUAAUUUCUCUUUCUUAUCUUCUCAAACCUUUAAACUCAAAAUUUAUUUUUUCUUUGGUCCCGCUAGCUAAUGUGGUAUUAGUUCUUAAAUUUUUUUUCUCCUCUUAAGUUUUUUAGCCAGCAUUAUUGCACUAAAUGGAUUGUGAGCACUUUACUUUUCCAGGUAGCUGGAGUUGCAGAUCAUUUUGUUGCAAGUGAAAAACUUCAAAAAAUUCAUAAAAGCAAUGUAUUUGAUGAUAAGGUUUGUCUCCAUUUCCAUUUGUAAAUAGUAUCAACUACGUUUAUGUAGUUAUAAAACUAUUGCUAUGCCUGUAUGCCUUGCCCAAUUGACUCUAUAUUACAUUUUUCUAUUUUAUGGGAUAUGGACUUUAUUUUGCAUAUGUAUUUAUGUAGUGGUACGCACACAGAACUUUUAAGUUGACAUCAGUGUGCGUUAAUCUGGGGCUUUGAGUGGUGUCUGGAAAAACAAACAGAGCCUGUCACCAUCGUGUAGAGCUGGAAGUUGCACCAAAUCCUUAGAAAUAACUUUAAAAAGAGGCAUUGUUUAUUUGCUUAUUCUCUUCAUUUGUCAGACAUUUUGUAUUUUACAGAAAUUACUGUUUAUGGUCACUGGUGAACUGUGAGCUGCAACAUGAUGUUUCCCUUCUGGAAUCCAAAGGCUUCAAAUAUUCUGUCUAAAUUUGCAAGUUACUGAUUAAAAAAAAAAAAAAAAAAAAAAAAAAAAAAAAAAAAAAAAAAAAAAAAAAA